GCAAAAUAAUACGUACAAAUAGAUUAAAAUAGUUUUCCGUGUGGAAAGUAUUUGACUAUUUGACUAUUCCAUCUGCUAUCGCUAUACAUCAGUAAUUGGCUUUGCUUUCUUUACCAACUGGUUCGACAACCAUAUCUGAAUACUUAUGCACCUAGUCUUCGGAUGUCAAUGUCAAUAUUGUUAUACGCGCAGUACUAUUAUUAACGCUUAUACCUAAAUUGAUAGAGAAUUUUAUAAGGGACAGAUGUUAAUCCAGACCAAGUAUGAAGUAUACCUUUUGGUGUCAAUCAUGUUUAAGGGAAAUGUCCAAACAUUGUAUGUGCAUACCAAUUAGUGAACAAAGGGAAAGAAAAUAUUUGGAAAAUGGCAGAGUAAUAAUUUUUUCGCCCAAAAUUCCAUUUUUAGUCGCAUGGGCACAACCAGUGCAAAGCUCGUUCCGUAACGUAACCUAUUUCUGAAAAUGUUAAUUUUGACUUGUUUCACAAUAAUUGCAUUUAUAUUAUCAAAUAAUAUUCAGUCUGCAAGAAUUCGUGCUUCGAACCACCACGACAUGUCAGUAACAGUGAUUUUGGACAGGCCUGUCGAAUAUGGAUUAGUAGAUUUGCAAGACAACUACACUUUGCACGAAAAUUCAAUCACAGUUUUCCAUCAAAAGAGCGAUUCUUUAAAUUCGAACUUUGAAACGUUUACUGCAUUUUAUUUGACUAGAAGAUUUGUGUACCUUCACGAGAUAUAUAUUUGUAUUACAGAUUUUAAUAGCUUAUUCAGCCUCCAGUACAAGGUUAACAAUUUUCUUGCCAGAAUAAAUAAUAUUUUUACAAAACCCAAGAUUUAUAUCGUCUUUUCUACGAGUGAUGUGCAACAACAAAUAAAUCUGCUGAAUAAUUUUAGAACAUUUGCAUUUCCCAUUGACACUGAGGUGUUUCUUACACUCAUGAAUUCACAAACUCGGACAAUUUCUGUUUGGGAAAGUGUCGCUUACAAGCAAGUAAUUAUAACAAGACAGAUUUUUUCAUGGGUUGAAGCUUCUAAUUUUGAGGGGAUGAAAUGGAUGGAGAAAAUCGCCCUGAUUCAAAAAUACUUUCUCCCAUCCCCAAUUUCUUACAGACGUCAAAAUAUCAUGGAAGGCGUAAACGUGGCGGCUGUUGCUCAAAAUGAUCCUGAUUACCAACCACGCAUUAGAACUAUAAUUCACUCCAACGGCUCAGCAGAAUUUGUAGCUGGAAUGUGUCUCGAAGUAUUGGACUUGUUGCAGUUUCUCUUAAAAUUUAGUUACACUGCGAUUGACGGGAAAGGUUGGAUGGGCAUAUUUCCGAACGGCACUUGGACAGGACAGAGUGGUCAAGUGGUGAACGAGGAAGCAGAUUUUAGCAUUUCGCAAGCAUCCACAAUUAUGAUGUUGGACCAAAUUCAUGGGAUAACAUUUCUACAUUCGACCUCCACCGGAACACUGGUCGCCAUCUUUCGCCAACCUCAUCUCAGCUCAAUAAGAGAUAUCAUCCUUACAGUCUUCCAUCCAUACCUCUGGUUGUGCUACCUGCUCGUCUGGACCAUUCUUCUCAUCUGCUUAAAAAUUAUGUUUAACGUAUUAAAACACCAUGAGAUGAUUCUGCCAGGGGACGCAAAAUUCAUUAAGGAUUCCCCUUUGAUGCUGUGGGCAAUCUCGGCGACGGCCAACCUAGGAUGGAACAUGACUCCCAUCUCGUCAUCUAUCCGACUGAUAUUUAUGAUUGGAUUCUUCUUGGCUGCGUGCAUGUAUAUUGCUUACUCAGCAUCAAUGGUGACCAAUUUGUCGACAGAAACAAUACCGGUUAAAAACUCGAAAGAUCUCGCAGAUAGCUCGAUUGAGAUUUUUGCAGAUAAGUGGUUGCCGAUGACUCACAAAGUGAUGGAGAAUAUGUACCGUGAGAGACAUGUGGAUAUUCAAAAUCUCGACGCCUUUACCAACCAGCUGGAGUUCAUAAUACCUGAUCUAAUGAAUCGAUCUUGGGCAUUUAUCACAUUUUCGGAUGCAAUCUCCGUCGUAUUUCACAGGCUGAAUUUCACCGAUGUAGUCUUUUGUCAGACGAUUUACUCCGUCGUGGCGUCCAAAGUACUCUACCCAAAUGCUAUGUAUGUCAAGAGGGGAUCGCCUAUUCGGGAAAUCCUGAACACAAGAAUACUGCUCUUGAUUGAAAGAGGAUUUCUCUCUCGGCUGAACCGAUUUUACGACAGGGAGACGCAAAUAUUGUGCUUGCAUCAAAACAGAGCGUACAGAGGAGGAUUGACGAUGCGAGAUACUAUAACUCCUUUCUUUUUUAUAUUUUUUGGAUCGAUAGCAUCACUACUAAUUCUAAUUUUGGAAAGAAAUUUUAAAAGAAAGACAACCUUUGAUUUGAAUAAGUAGGGAUAAAAUAAGAGAAUUUAGUAUUCUAUGAAAUGCUCUAAAAAGUGUAAAUGAAUAUAUAUUUUUCAUAUUUUUGUUGCACCUGAAUCUGCUUGAGAAAACAUCAUUUUAUUGCGUAAAUUACAUAUUAAUCAUCCUUCUGAUUUAGAAUAUAUUCCCCAAUUCCCAAGUAAUAUACUGCUUGCAAUAUUCCUGUAAAAUUGUCAAUAUCAUGAUUAUUGUGAUUGUGGUACAUGCAUGCAUAUGCAGUAAACUUAUU
Folsomia candida is the source of this 2645-nucleotide messenger RNA. Its product is annotated as glutamate receptor ionotropic, kainate 5. The coding region runs from base 461 to 2386 and encodes 641 amino acids. Lineage: Eukaryota; Metazoa; Arthropoda; Collembola; Entomobryomorpha; Isotomidae. The transcript has 6 exons. The record is from RefSeq and is a predicted model, not a curated record.